This is a messenger RNA of Lingula anatina, 2756 nucleotides long. Its product is annotated as secernin-2. NCBI's taxonomy places the organism in Eukaryota, Metazoa, Brachiopoda, Lingulata, Lingulida, Lingulidae. Gene Ontology annotation, molecular function: dipeptidase activity; cysteine-type exopeptidase activity. The record is from RefSeq and is a predicted model, not a curated record. Gene Ontology annotation, biological process: proteolysis.
CGGCAUGAGCUGUCAAGAGACCCCGGAAAUAGUUCUAGCUGUUUGUGGGUAGAAAUUCUUGCAGACAAUUUAUAGCACAGCAUUACGUCAUAAGAUCGCAGGAAUGGCAGAAGAUCUGGCCAGCUUGUCUUGUGAUUCCUUUGUUGCCUUGCCACCAGCCACUAGGGAUGGGUUGAUCAUUUAUGGGAAGAAUUCUGACCGCCCCAGGAGUGAAGUCCAGGAAUUCAUUUACUGCCCUGCUGCUGACCAUGCUGAAGGAACCAAGCUGAAGUGCACGUACAUAGAAAUAGACCAAGUUGCUCACACCCAUGCCGUGGCCCUAAGUAAGCCAGCCUGGAUGUGGGGCGCUGAGAUGGGCGCCAAUGAACAUGGCGUCUGUAUUGGGAACGAGGCAGUGUUCACCAAGUUGCAAGGACCAGAUGACUCCACGGAGAGAUUGCUAGGGAUGGAUCUUGUCAGACUGGGACUAGAGAGGGCAGCCAGCGCAGAGGCCGCCAUGAAGGUGGUCAGUGGUCUACUGGAGCAGUAUGGUCAAGGGGGAAUGUGCUUCGAGGACCCUGACCACCAGAACUUUACCUAUCACAACAGCUUCCUGAUAGUUGACCGCACAGAGGCCUGGGUGCUGGAGACGGCUGGUCAGCUGUGGGCAGCAAAGAAAGUGACCAGUGGCGUCCACAAUAUCUCCAACCUAUUGACCAUAGGCACAGAGAUAGAUGCCAUGUCUGCAGGACUCAAAGAACACGCUGAGAAAAAUGGCUACUGGAAACCAGAAGACGGACCCUUGGACUUCGCCAAGGCCUAUGCUAUCCCGCCUACCAUCCCUCUACCUCCCAUUGCUGAGCCGCAGCGCCGCUUGACAUGUGGGAAGGAAUUGAUGGAGAAAUAUGCAGAGGGAGGUAACUUUUCCCUGAGCAGUAUGUUUCAAGUGCUGAAAGACGAGGACAGUGGUAUCUGUGCUGUGAGAGAGAAGAUUAUCACAGCGGGCAGUAUGGUGUCCGUUCUCACACCACCAAGUGCCACAAUACCCUGCACUCACUGGUUCACUGCCACCCCAUUCCCUGACAAAUCCUUCUUCAAGCCUUUUGUAUUCUGCCCAGACAUCAAGCUUGGGGAGUUGACCAAAUCCCCCGACUAUGGUGACAAGGACCCUGCCCGCCAGUCUCCACGCUUCCAAGAGACGGUGGACCGCGUCCACAAAUUGUACGCGUCACAUGCGUUAGGUCUGAAGAAAAGCGCGAAGGAUCUCGAGUCGAGGCUGUCACUUCUGCACCAGCUGCAGGAGGAAUGUAUCGAGGGCGUGGAGGAAUUUCUUCAAGAUUAUAAGCCAGAAAAGUCCAGCGAGCUGACAGAUCUUUUCCAAAAUUGUGUGGAGUCGGAGUUAAUUCUCUGGAAGUAAACAGUCCAGGCACACAAAUUUGCCCAGUGAUGCAUGGGAGCUGUUCACAUUGGGUUCAACUUAGACCUGUUUACGGUACCAGAUAGCUUGACUGCUUCAAACUCUUCCAAACGAGGUUUAAGAUUUUAAGAUAUGAUGGAUGUCUCUUUGUAGAUUCCAUUUUGAACUGUAUGUGUGAUGAAUAUUUAGAAAAAAUUGGGGUUUAAGUUAAACCUGUUGUGAUUGGUCAGUGAAGUGGUAUCCUUCAUCUGUUUGCUGACGUUUUAAGUUUAACCUGUUGUGAUUGGUCAGUAAAGCAGUGUCAAUCAUCUGUUUGCUGAGAGUUUGCUUUCCUUGCCACAGUUUUCAAUUAUCUCUAUGCCAUAUGCUUUCAUGUUAAUAUUGACAUAUCAAGAAGGUCAGCGUAACCAUGACAACUGCUAAGAGUAUUGAUCAGCUUCCAAGAGCAGGUGCUUGGAUUUAAAAAUAAACAAGCUCAUGGACUAAGACCCCAUUCUCAUACCUAGAUCAAUCUAGCGGGAUCGGUCCAUCUCCGAAGAAAUUCUCGCUAAAUUGCACUUAGCUAAAGUGGCUUAGCAGUCUGCAUGGCAUGCCUACUGCAGCUGCUAAACGAUAUUUAAUUCCCCUCGAACAGCUUCAGUAGGAGUGCCAGACAUCAGAGCUGCUUAAGAUGAGUGCAAUCUAGCGAGAAUCCCCUCAGAGAUGGACUGUUCCCACUAGAUCAAUCUAGUUAUGGGAAUAUUGGGUCUAAGAAUAAAGUUCAUGUACUGUCACUUUGAUGUGAUAGUCUUUCAUGCAUGGCCAUGCAAAGUGUGAUACUACACUGUAUACUUAAGUCUUUUGCAGCCUAUACAUGUACAUGUAUUAAAUUUGAAAACUCAACGUGCUAAUGUAAAAUGUUUGGUUGAGUAGGGGGUGGGGUAGGGGUGGGUUAAAAGAGGAGCAUUGCAAUAAUGUUGAAUGGGUGGGGUCAGAGGAGGAGAAACAGGUAAUGCUUUCUCUGUAAAUAAAUUGUGCAAUUACUUACAUGCAUACAGUAUUUAUGUCAGAGAGUUCAAAACCAAAGAACCACAAAAAUUUUUGCAUGUGAAAACUAAAAGGUCAACACCCAGGAUCUUUGAAUUAAAGGUAUAAACUAGAUUUUCUAGGGUCCAUUAAUUAACAUGUCUUGCAUGGUAGUAUUAUAUAAACAAUUUGAAGCAUGAAGAGUGUAGAAAUGGGGUUGGGGUGGUGGUGGGGGGGGGGUAGGGACAUAUGCUUAGGGUCUCAUUCCCAAUUAAACCUGUUCUGCCUAGAUCGAUCCGAUGGGGACUCAUGCUGAAUGCAGUCAAGCUAAGAGAUAAACGCCCAUCCUGGCAUU